Molecule: messenger RNA, 1083 nt
Organism: Peromyscus eremicus (cactus mouse)
Lineage: Eukaryota; Metazoa; Chordata; Mammalia; Rodentia; Cricetidae
Gene: Fam107b
Product: family with sequence similarity 107 member B
Exons: 5
Coding region: 1-927 (308 amino acids)
Source: RefSeq, a predicted model, not a curated record
AUGUCCACGUGGAAGGCGAGGCUCACCAAAAGCCUGACAUUCCCAUCUCGAAGGAUGCACUCCUUUCCCUGCUCAGCUCUGCUGGCUUGUUUUGGUAACACCAGGGAGAAUGCCGCCUUUGAUCAGUCCAGCUCAGCUGAUCCUCACUCCACCAUCUAUGUCCAGCCCACGGCCAAAGCAGGCAGGCAUCCAAGUCGCCCCAAGGCAGAAGACGAAAGAGUUCCGGAGAGAAGGCGAGGUUCUGAUAUGCGCUCAGAGAGAAAUGGCAGCGCCAAUGGCGAUAACAGCAAACACACCGUUGUCCAGCCUGCAGAGACCCCUGAGAAUGUGCCCAGGUCCCUAAAUGACGAACCAGACUGUGAAGCGGUAACUUUCCAGACAUCCAUCCCCAGACCGUCAAUCAUCGACAUGCCGAAGGAAGAAGAAUUCCAACCAGAGCGCCAGUGUCCUGAGCUGGAACAGACGGAGCUGUCAGAUAGCCCACUUGAGGAUACUGAUUCCAAAGACUCCUGUCUCAUUCCUAAAAACAUCAUGGCCGAGCCAGACUACAUAGAAGAUGACAAUCCUGAACUAAUUAAGCCCCAGAAGCUAAUCAACCCUGUCAAAACAUCCCGAAACCAUCAAGACCUCCACAGAGAGCUCCUUAUGAAUCAAAAAAGGGGUUUGGCCCCUCAGAAUAAACCAGAGUUGCAGAAGGUGAUGGAGAAGAGGAAACGAGACCAGGUAAUAAAGCAGAAGAAAGAGGAAGCGCAGAAGAAGAAAUCCGACCUGGAAAUAGAACUACUAAAGCGGCAGCAGAAGUUGGAGCAGCUUGAACUUGAGAAGCAGAAAUUACAAGAAGAGCAAGAAAACGCCCCGGAAUUCGUGAAGGUGAAGGGCAAUCUCAGGAGAACAGGCCAGGAGGUGGCUCAGGCCCAGGAGUCCUAGGCCCAAGCUGCCUAUGACCUGGUGUGUCCCCACCGUCGCUGUAGGAGCAUGGCUGGGACCUCGGCAGCUCUCAUCUUGGGCCAAUGUCCCGAGGAAGAGAAUCCAGAUCGCCGAGAAUUCUGACUAUUAAAAAGGAUUGGGUUUGAUUUACCAUCA